Thalassophryne amazonica is the source of this 2758-nucleotide messenger RNA. It is a transcript of the gene znf276, whose product is annotated as zinc finger protein 276. Gene Ontology annotation, molecular function: zinc ion binding; chromatin insulator sequence binding. Gene Ontology annotation, biological process: regulation of transcription by RNA polymerase II. Lineage: Eukaryota; Metazoa; Chordata; Actinopteri; Batrachoidiformes; Batrachoididae. The record is from RefSeq and is a predicted model, not a curated record. Gene Ontology annotation, cellular component: nucleus; kinetochore; chromosome. The transcript is spliced from 12 exons. Bases 177 to 2063 code for a protein of 628 amino acids.
GAAGAAGAAGUAGUAACUUCCGGGAUAUACUGUUUACAUGUUAUGUGUUGAAACGUCCUUCCUUAGUCUAAAUAUCGUUUUUGUUUAAAACAAGACUGACUUUAAAUGCUGGAAUCAUCAGACCUUUACGCAGAAAGGCCGUCAGUGGGACUCCAGCAUCCAGUGCAGAAGAAAGUAUGAAGAAGAAGGGCAGGCGUCUGAGGUCAUUUGAGGCUUCCCGUCAGGCCAGGAGGUCGUGGAGAGCCGACACCAGUGAGGCCAAGAGUCUGUCCACUGAUGGAAGCAGCCUGCCAAAAGCCGUCCCUAUAACUCCGCCGGCCACACAGGGGUUUUAUCAGGAUAACGCUGCACCAAGUCACUCUGAGAAUUCCAAUGCAUCAACUAAUGACAAGCAAAAGUCCAAAUCUGCAGGAAAGCUAUCCAGUGCCGUCUGCAGACUGUGUCAUGGCAAGUUUUCUCCACGAAGCCUGCGAUGUGCUUUCAACAAAUGGGCACAGGAUUCCAUCAGUUUUCUUGAGGAGGAGUCCGAUACUGCAGCCCAGUCAGCCCUGAUAUUCCACACAGACUUCCAGCAGCUGGUCGGGGUUCCGAUGGACCGAGAUCCCCGGUUAUCUGAGUUUAUCUGCAAGAAAUGCCACAACAACUUCUACAAGUGCCGCAAUAUCCUGAUCAGGUUUCUGCAGCGAGUCAAUGUUCCGGCGGUUGGGAAGAAACAAAUUAAAACCCAGAAGAGUCCAUCGUGUCCACAGUCAUCAGCAGACCAGGCAUCAACACCAGCACCAUCAUUUACUUCAGAUGGGAAGUGCCUUCACAGCCUGGUGUCCUGGGCUCACCACCACGGAGAAGCCUGCCAUUCCUGCCCUGACCUGAAGGAGGUGCUGGAGGGCCAGUGCUGGGGCUCUGUCAAGGCUGUGUGGGGUUGUGUGGAUGGUCAUAGCUACAUCAUGGACACUCAGUAUGGCAUCGGUUCAUCUCCCUUGGUUGGAAAGUCAAGGUGUGCGUUGAGUUGUAGCAGUGGACCUUUAGUGAGCGGCAGCUGUAGUCGAGCCAUGACUGAGGAGGAGGAAGAAGACCAAGUUGGCAGUAAUGGCAGAAAUAUAACAACGUCAGCCCAACACAGUCCGCCUGCCACCACAGCACAGACUCAGAUCCCAGCCUUGGAAGACUGGACCGGCCACCCUGAAGAGUUUACCGGCCUUGAGGUGGCGCUGUCUCCUGCUGCGGACCGGCUCGAGGACAGAAGCGUGGACAGCGACCUGUCUGCCAGAGUUAUCUCUGAUGAUGAGUUCGAGGACUGUAGAAAAAGUGGAUUCUCUGAAGAUGAGUUGUUCCCACGGUUCUUGGAGAAGAGGGUGAUCAUCCCCAGCAAGAAAAGACCGAGCCCGAAGGGACCACAGGAGGCCAAAGUCAGAAAGAAGCCUGGACCCAAACCUGGAUGGAAGAACAAGUUUAAACCUAAAGGAGAGGAGCUGCCUACGAUCUAUAAGUGUCCAUAUCAGAGCUGUACGGCAGUCUACAGAGCUCCCGAUGGUUUGAAGAAGCACAUCAAGGAGCAUCAUGAGGAGGUGCGAGAGCGGCCCUGCCCUCAUCCCGGCUGCAACAAGGUUUUCAUGAUUGACCGCUACUUACAGCGACACGUCAAGCUGAUCCACACAGAAGAGAGAAACUACAUCUGUGACCAGUGCGGCCAAACCUUCAAGCAGAGGAAACACCUCUCAGUCCACCAGAUGCGACACUCAGGGGCCAAACCGCUGCAGUGUGAAGUUUGCGGCUUCCAGUGUCGACAGCGAGCGUCGCUAAAAUAUCACAUGACCAAACACAAGGCUGAGGCCGACCUGGAGUACGCCUGCCUGCUGUGUGGGAAACGUUUUGAGAAGGCCCAUAACCUGAAUGUGCACAUGUCUAUGGUCCAUCCGCUGACACAGGCUGAACCUCAGAGCAGCCAGCAGCAGAAACCAGCUGAGUCCCAGCUCCAGACCAUCACAUUGACAGGGGAGCUGAUCCACCAAGACAGGUCACAGGACACCGUCACAGUCCAGGUCUGCCAGACUGUGACGUCGUGACAGUCUGAGGGAACCAUCACUGUACAUUCACCUUUCUAUGUUCAACGAUGGACAGUUUAGUUUAUGUGACAGAAAUGAGAUCUGGCAGAGUUUCUUCUCUGCCAGACAGAACCUCGAACAUUUCAACUGUUGGUGCAAACCCUGUUACUUUCUGUUUGGACAAGACAGUCAAAUGUUUGGCAGCAUCUACGUCCUGUCAAACAUCUUUCUACGUGCUCGGUUGGUCCUCGUGUGUUGUGGAAUAUGAGCCAGCCAGAUGUUCUCAAGGAGGUUAAAGUCACCUUAUUUGUAAAUGUUGCCCUCUUCAUGCCUGAUCAUCAGAGGCUGUGGGACCAGGACCUGCAAGACCACAACCUAUGUGAUCAGGACCAGCAGGACCUGCGGGACGCCCCUCAGGAAUCUACACCAGGUGCAUUGUUUCAGCCAAAUCCUUUCAAAACUCAGCUCAAUAAAAAGUUACAAAUUGUAGUAAAAUUUUAAAACAUUAAGACUCAAGUAUUUCUGAAAGAAAAUGUUCAAACAGAAUAAUUUAUUUGAGGAAAAUUCAGCAUUCAUUGUGGCACUGAUCCCCAGAAUGUAGACGUAUUUAAAAUGUAAGAAAUCCAUUUUUAUUUUGUUUUUAAUAAUCAUAUAUCAAUGUGCUUGAUUCAUUUGUUCACAGAAUGAAUCAAAUAAACUCACUGUGUCGGAAAGUU